GGAUGUGAUUCGUGUAUUUUUCAAAUGGCAGUUUAGUGUAGGUAUUGUUGUAUUUUGUAACUGGAAGUAGACUAAAGAAAGUUCCAUUUUUGAACAGGAAAUAGCUUAAAUUUGGAGGAGAAAUUUCCUUAUUUUGAGAACAACCUGGGCAUACCUGCACAUAGAUGGCUGCUCUUCAUCCAUUACUUGUAACAAGGCUAUGCUGUCUAAACUGUGGAGCAACCGAUGUUUCCAAGUUAGCUUCAUCAUCCAGUUCUCUCACAAGAAGCAAGAUGUCACGUACCUUCGAUAGAAUGGCUAUUGGCAAGAAGCAGUCAUGCCAAGGAUUCAUGCCUGAUGUCAUGGGGACUCCUUCACAGAAUGUUAGCUUGAAAGUAUGUGCUGCACGUGUUUCAAUUGAACCAACUGAACAGAUGUUCACUCUUACCACAGAGUUCGGCAAACUUGAGAAGGAGUCCACUUAUCUAUUCAGGACAGAGACUGGCGAUCAAAUGAAGGUUUCUGUAGGAAAGAGAAACUUGAAAUAUGCUGUGUAUAUUGAGGUUUCAUCGCUGCAAUCACAUAGCAGUAGCAAUAGAUUACUACUGUCUUGGGUUGUUUAUAGAUCAGAUUCUAGAUGCUACAUGACAGAGGACUUUCAAGACUCAUCUCCUGAUGGGAGGGCAUUCGAGUCGCCGUUCAAUCAAAUUUCUCUUGGCACAUAUACACUUGAACUGGAAUUUGAAGCAAAGAAAAUCCCCUUCUUUCUUUCCUUUCUUUUGAAGUCUGCAUUUGAGGCUACCUCAAGUAUUUCGGAAAUUAGAAGUCACAGGGGAACGAAAUUUUGUGUUCCAGUUGGUUUAGGUCGAGGUAGCCCAUUUCCAUUGGGUCUCUCCUUUGCAACUGAUGGUUCGCUGAAUAUUUCUAUCUUUUCGAGAAAUGCAGAAGCUCUGGUUCUGUGCUUAUAUGAUGACGUCUUGGCAGAAUUGCCUGCUUUAGAGCUUGAUCUGGAUCCAUAUGUUCAUCGAUCAGGUGAUAUUUGGCAUGUGGCACUGGAAAGUGCUGAGACUUACGAGAGCUAUGCUUUCCGAUGUAGGGGAAAAAGUUCAGAUCAGUUGGAAUCAGCCCUCACAUUACUGGAUCCAUAUGCCAAGAUUGUUAUGAAGUCAAUAAUCAAGGAUAAAGGAUCUACUAGUGUAAAUUACCGGGGACUGCUAACGAAGGAACCAACUUUUGAUUGGUCUGGUGAUGUCCAUCCCAACAUACCACUAGAAAAGUUGACAAUUUAUAGCUUGAAUGUGAAGCGCUUCACAGAGCACGAGUCUAGUCAACUAUCUGCUGAUAUUGCUGGGACAUUUUCUGGUUUAGCUCAGAAGCUGGAUCAUCUUAAAGAUCUUGGGGUGAAUGCAGUUCUUUUAGAGCCAACUUUCCCAUUUGACGAAGAAAACGGACCAUAUUUUCCUUGCCACUUCUUUUCCCUGGCGAGUCUGUUUGGGCCUUCCAAUAACCCCAUAUCCACAAUUAAAUCAAUGAAGGAUAUGGUGAAGAGAUUGCAUAUGAAUGGAAUAGAGGUUUUUCUUGAAGUAGUCUUCACCCAUACUGCCAAUGCUGGAGCAUUGCAAGGUAUUGACGAUGAGUCCUAUUAUGUCAAUGGACCAGUAGAAUUGAAACAGGGGAAUGCUCUGAAUUGUAACUAUCCAAUUGUUCAGCAGAUGAUCCUCGAUAGUCUUCGGCACUGGCUGACUGAAUUUCAUGUUGAUGGCUUCUGUUUCAUCAAUGCUUCAUCUUUGUUGACAGGAUUUCAUGGAGAAUCCUUAUCUCGGCCUCCUUUGGUUGAGGCAAUUGCUUUCGAUCCAGUACUCUCAAGGACAAAAAUCAUUGCGGAUUGCUGGGAUCCCAUCAACAAAACGCCAAUGGAUGUCCAUUUUCCUCAUUGGAAGAGAUGGGCAGAAGUGAACACAAAAUUCUGUACUGAUAUAAGAAACUUUUUGAGAGGUGAGGGGCUCUUGAGUGACCUUGCAACGAGAUUAUGCGGGAGUGGGGACAUAUUUUCUGAUGGUCGAGGCCCCUCAUUUUCUUUCAAUUACGUUUCUCGCAAUUUUGGACUUCCACUUGUUGAUUUAGUCAGCUUCAGCAGUGGUCAGCUCGCAGCAGAGUUUAGUUGGAACUGUGGUGAGGAAGGUCCAACUAAUAAACCUGCUGUCCUUGAAAGAAGGCUCAAACAAAUUCGUAACUUCCUCUUCAUCCUCUACAUUUCCUUGGGUGUCCCUAUUCUUAGCAUGGGCGAUGAGUGCGGCCAAUCUACCGGAGGUUCCCCUGCUUAUGUUGACAGAAAGUCUUUUGACUGGAACGCCCUUAAAACAGGCUUUGGCAUCCAGACAACACAGUUCAUUUCCUUGAAUUCAUUUAGAAUGAGACGAGCUGACCUGCUUCAGACAUCAUUUUUGAAAGAAGAGAAUAUCGAUUGGCAUGGAAGCAAUCAGUCUCCACCAAAGUGGGAGGAUUCAUCAUGUAAAUUCCUCGCCAUGACCUUGAAGAGAGAAAGAGCAGAAAGCCAGUCGAGCUCUGAAACAUCUCAUGAGUUCGGCGAUUUGUUUAUUACGUUUAAUGUGGGUCAAAAUUCAGAGAGUGUCAUUCUACCAGUUCCUCCGGAGGGCAUGACCUGGCAUCGCAUGGUUGACACGGCUCUGCCGUAUCCAGGGUUCUUCUCAGCCGAUGGAGAGCCAGUGCUCGAGCAGAUGGGAGGACUGUUUGCCUAUGAAAUCAAGUCUCACAGUUGCGCUCUAUUCGAAUCACGCAGCCAAGGUGGUUGACAUCUUCCUCUCGCCUGUCAUUUUUGUAUUUAAGAUAGAUAAAUCGUUUCUUUGUACAAGACUUAGACAAUAAAUGACCAAAGUACGAGUACAUCGUACCAUAGCAGAACCCUUCCGGGGGCCGUUGUUACCAUAUUACUGUAUAAAAUAAACUCAAUAAUCACUCUUAUUUCGGUAAAGAUGGCUCUUAUCUCUUGGUGUA
Eucalyptus grandis is the source of this 2994-nucleotide messenger RNA. Its product is annotated as isoamylase 2, chloroplastic-like. Gene Ontology annotation, biological process: starch biosynthetic process. The record is from RefSeq and is a predicted model, not a curated record. Gene Ontology annotation, molecular function: isoamylase activity. Lineage: Eukaryota; Viridiplantae; Streptophyta; Magnoliopsida; Myrtales; Myrtaceae.